This is a messenger RNA of Pipistrellus nathusii (Nathusius's pipistrelle), 2286 nucleotides long. The record is from the annotation of a GenBank genome assembly. NCBI's taxonomy places the organism in Eukaryota, Metazoa, Chordata, Mammalia, Chiroptera, Vespertilionidae.
AUGCCGAAAAGCAACAAGUCUGCGCAGCAGCCGAGGCACACCCCGCUCCCCUCCCCGCCCUCUCCGAAGGCAGAAAUGAAUUUCUUCCCGAAGCAGCCGUCGCCGUUCAGCGCCCCAGGAGGGCAGAUGAAGUUUUCCCCCAUCUUUCCGGGUUCUCCCCAACCGAGAGAGACCAACCCGGCCUUCCUCACCAAGAACUUCAGCUCGAUGACAUUGAACCCCCAGAUGGCCCCUCAGAGGCCCCCUCAGAUGGCCCCUCAGAGGCCCCCUCAGAUGGCCCCUCAGAUGCCCCCUCAGAUGGCCCCUCAGAUGCCCCCUCAGAUGGCCCCUCAGAUGCCCCCUCAGAUGGCCCCUCAGAUGCCGGGAGAAACCGGGAGCCCUCCCAGGACAAAGGGGCUGGAGAACAACCUGUACAGCCAGUACGAGGAGAAGGUGCGGCCCUGCAUCGACCUCAUCGACUCCCUGCGGGCCCUGGGCGUGGAGCAGGACCUGGCCCUGCCCGCCAUCGCCGUCAUCGGGGACCAGAGCUCGGGCAAGAGCUCCGUGCUGGAGGCGCUGUCGGGCGUCGCCCUCCCCAGAGGCAGCGGAAUCGUGACCAGGUGUCCGCUGGUGCUGAAGCUGAAGAAGCAGCUGGCAGGCUCCCCGUGGGCAGGGAAGCUCAGCUACCGGAGCAUCGAGCUCCAGCUCCAGGACCCCUCCCAGGUGGAGAGGGAAAUACACAGAGCCCAGAACACCAUCGCCGGGAAUGGAGUUGGCAUCAGCCACGAGCUCAUCAAUCUGGAGAUCACCUCCCCUGAGGUUCCGGAUCUGACCCUCAUUGAUCUUCCCGGCAUCGCCAGGGUGGCUGUGGGAAAUCAGCCCCAGGACAUCGGACAGCAGAUCAAGGCUCUCAUCAAGAAGUACAUCCAGAGGCAGCAGACCAUCAACUUGGUGGUGGUGCCCUGUAACGUGGACAUCGCCACCACAGAGGCGCUGAGCAUGGCUCACGAGGUGGACCCCGAAGGAGACAGGACCAUCGGGAUCCUGACCAAGCCGGACCUGGUGGACAAGGGCACGGAAAAGACUGUGGUGAACGUGGCGCAGAACCUGACGUACCGCCUCAAGAAGGGCUACAUGAUUGUCAAGUGCCGGGGCCAGCAGGAGAUCACCGACAAGCUGAGCCUGGCGGAGGCCACCCAGAAAGAAAGGAUGUUCUUCCAGGCGCAUCCGUAUUUCAGAGUCCUCCUGGAGGAAGGCAAGGCCACAGUGCCCCGCCUGGCAGAGAGACUCACCACCGAGCUCAUCUGGCACAUCAACAAAUCACUGCCGCUGUUGGAGGAUCAGAUCCGAGAGAGCCACCUGAACGCCACGGAGGAGCUACGCCAGUGCGGGGAGCACAUCCCCAACACCGAUGCCGACAAGAUGUUCUUUCUGGUCGAGAAAAUCAAAGUGUUCAAUCGGAACAUUGAAAGGUUAGUAGAUGGAGAAGAAGUGGUGAAGGACAAAGAGACGCGCUUAUACAACAAACUCCGGGAGGAGUUUAAACACUGGGUCCGCGUACUUGCAGCCAAUUCCCAAAAGGUUAAAAAUAUCAUUCAUGAAGAAGUCUCAAAGUAUGAAAACCAGUACCGGGGCAAAGAACUUCUUGGGUUUGUCAACUACAAGACGUUCGAGACCAUCGUGCAGCAGUACAUCCAGCAGCUGGUGGAGCCCGCCCUGAGCAUGCUCCAGAAGGCCGUGGAAAUCGUCCGGCAAACGUUCAUUGAUGCAGCCAAAACACAUUUUGGCGAAUUUUCCAACCUUAAUCAAACAGCCCGGAACAAGAUUGAAGACAUAAAAACCAAGCAAGCAGAAACAGCAACAAAUACGAUCCUCCUGCAGUUCAGGAUGGAGCAGCUGGUUUAUUGUCAAGACCAGAUUUACAGUGAGAUUCUGCAAAAAAUUCGGGAACAGAACUUUAACACGGACGGAAGCGUUUCACAGGCUUCUCCCCUGAGACUGUCUUCUUCGAAUACUCCUCCGUCUUCUGUUUCCUCCAUCACUGAGAUCGGGAUGCACCUGAAUGCAUACUUCCUGGAGACCAGCAAGCGGCUCGCCAACCAGAUCCCAUUCAUAAUCCAGUAUUUCAUGCUCCAAGAGAAUGGCGAUUACUUGCAGAAAGCCAUGAUGCAGAUCCUGCAGGAAAAGGACCAGUAUUCCUGGCUGCUCCAGGAGCAGAGCGAGACCGCGCUCAAGAGGAAGUUCCUGAAGGAGAAGAUCUACCGGCUCACCCAGGCACGGCGCGAGCUCUAUAAAUUCUCCUCUUAA